AUGGGAAAUAAUGUUACUGAAUUUAUCCUCAUGGGUCUUUCCCAAAAUAAGGAAGUACAGCAACUAUGCUUCAUUUUGUUCCUACUCUUUUACGUAAUCCUCAUGACAGGAAAUUUUUUAAUUAUAAUGACUGUUCUAAGGAGCCCAAACCUCAGCUGUCUGAUGUACUUCUUCCUCAGCUUCCUAUCCUUUGUUGACAUCUGCUAUUCCUCUGUCACGGCUCCCAAGCUGAUUAUUGACUUUCAAGUCAAGGACACAAGAAUCUCUUUUGUCGGCUGUAUGCUCCAGCUCUUUUUCUCGCGCCUGUUUGGCUGCACAGAAAUCUUUAUCCUCACAGUGAUGGCCUAUGACAGGCACGUGGCCAUCUGUAAGCCUCGGCACUAUUUGACCAUCAUGGACUGGAAGUUCUGCUCCCUCUUGCUGGUGUUCUGCUGGCGAGCAGGCUUUGUGCAUGCUUUUGUCCAGACCAUGCUCACCGUACAACUGCCCUUCCGUGGCCCCAACCUGAUCGACCACUACUUCUGUGAUGUCCACCCUUUACUGAAGCUGGCUUGCACAGACACGUAUGUGGCGGGGCUCGUGGUGGUGGCCAACAGUGGCAUGAUUUCACUGAGCUGCUUCGUCAUUCUUGUCGGUUCUUACACUGUCAUCUUGCUUUCUUUCAAGACCUGCUCAUCAGAGGGGAGGCGCAAGGCCCUCUCCACAUGUGCUUCCCAUAUCAUUGUGGUCAUCUUGUUUUUCGUCCCCUGCCUCUUCAUGUACCUGAGACCUUCCACCACUUUCCCUGAAGACAAGAUAGUGGCUGUAUUUUACACCAUCAUCACACCCAUGUUGAACCCUCUGGUCUACACCCUGAGAAACAUGGAGGUGAAAAAUGCCGUGAAGAGACUAUGGAUCAAGAGACUGUUGGGCAGAAAUAAGAGAGACCCUGAUAGGAAGUUCAGUGUACUGGAACAGCCUCAGUUGUACCAGUUUCCAAAAAUGGUUGCUGAGAAUAGUCAGUAA
Molecule: messenger RNA, 1005 nt
Organism: Dama dama (fallow deer)
Lineage: Eukaryota; Metazoa; Chordata; Mammalia; Artiodactyla; Cervidae
Product: olfactory receptor 4S2-like
Exons: 1
Coding region: 1-1005 (334 amino acids)
Biological process (GO): G protein-coupled receptor signaling pathway
Cellular component (GO): membrane
Molecular function (GO): G protein-coupled receptor activity; olfactory receptor activity
Source: RefSeq, a predicted model, not a curated record